This is a messenger RNA of Physeter macrocephalus (sperm whale), 4268 nucleotides long. RefSeq names its product small G protein signaling modulator 2 (gene SGSM2). NCBI's taxonomy places the organism in Eukaryota, Metazoa, Chordata, Mammalia, Artiodactyla, Physeteridae. The record is from RefSeq and is a predicted model, not a curated record. Bases 1 to 3018 code for a protein of 1005 amino acids. Gene Ontology annotation, biological process: activation of GTPase activity. Gene Ontology annotation, molecular function: GTPase activator activity. The transcript has 23 exons.
AUGGGCAGCGUGGAGGACGCAGUCAAAGAGAAACUGCUGUGGAACGUGAAAAAGGAGGUGAAGCAAAUCAUGGAGGAGGCUGUCACCAGGAAGUUUGUGCAUGAAGAUAGCAGCCACAUCCUUACUCUGUGUGGUGCGGUGGAGGCUUGCCUCCUGCAUCAGCUGAGGCGCCGUGCCGCCGGCUUCCUGCGCAGUGACAAGAUGGCAGCCCUGUUCACCAAGGUGGGGAAGACGUGCCCAGUGGCUGGGGAGGUUUGCCACAAGGUGCAGGAGCUGCAGCAGCAAGUAGAGGGCAGGAAACCCUUGGCGGGCAACCAGGAGACCCAGCAGAGACAGGGCUCUGCCAGUGGGAAGGCCCCAGCCCUCAGCCUGCAGGCCUUGAAACACAUAUGGGUACGCACGGCGCUCAUCGAGAAAGUGCUGGACAGGGUCAUGCAGUACCUGGUGGAGAACUGCAGCAAGUACUACGAGAAGGAGGCGUUACUGGCAGACCCUGUGUUUGGCCCCAUCUUGGCCUCUCUUCUAGUGGGACCCUGUGCCUUGGAGUACACCAAGCUCAAGACAGCCGAUCACUACUGGACCGACCCCUCGGCUGAUGAGCUGGUCCAGAGGCACCGUAUCCGGGGUCCCCCAAAUCGCCAGGACUCCCCUGCAAAGCGCCCAGCCCUAGGAAUCCGGAAGCGGCACUCAAGUGGCAGCGCAUCGGAGGACAGGCUAGCUGCCUGCGCCCGUGAGUACGUGGAGUCCCUGCACCAGAACUCGAGGACACGGCUGCUCUACGGCAAAAACAACGUGCUGGUACAGCCGAAGGAGGACAUGGAGGCUGUCCCUGGCUACCUCUCCCUGCACCAGUCUGCAGAGAGCCUGACUCUGAAGUGGACCCCCAACCAGCUCAUGAACGGGACUCUGGGGGAUUCCGAGCUGGAGAAGAGCGUUUACUGGGACUACGCCCUUGUUGUGCCCUUCAGUCAGAUUGUCUGCAUCCACUGCCACCAGCAAAAGAACGGCGGCACGCUUGUGCUGGUGAGCCAGGAUGGCAUCCAGAGGCCACCACUGCACUUCCCGCAGGGGGGCCACCUGCUGUCCUUCCUGUCCUGCCUGGAGAACGGGCUUCUGCCUCGAGGACAGCUGGAGCCCCCACUCUGGACCCAGCAGGGGAAGGGGAAGGUGUUCCCCAGGCUACGGAAGCGCAGCAGCAUGCGGUCCGUGGACGUGGAGGACGUGGGCUCGGGGCGGGCCACCGACUACGUGUUCCGGAUCAUUUACCCUGGCCACAGGCAUGAGCACAAUGCUGGCGACAUGAUCGAGAUGCAGGGCUUUGGACCCAGCCUGCCAGCCUGGCACCUGGAGCCCCUGUGCAGCCAGGGCACCUCCUGCCUCUCCUACUCCACCAGCAGCUCCCCAUACGUACCCCCCAGCCCCUGCAGCUGUGUCCCCGACCGGUUGCCCCUCAGGCUGCUGUGUGAGAGCAUGAAGCGGCAGAUCGUGUCCCGGGCCUUCUAUGGCUGGCUGGCAUACUGCCGCCACCUGUCCACGGUGCGGACCCACCUGUCAGCGCUGGUACAUCACAGCAUCAUCCCACCCGCCCGGCCACCGGGGGCCUCGGGGGGCCUCACCAAGGACGUGUGGAGCAAGUAUCAAAAGGACGAAAAGAACUACAAGGAGCUGGAGCUGCUGCGGCAGGUUUACUAUGGCGGCGUGGAGCACGAGAUCCGCAAGGACGUCUGGCCAUUUCUGCUUGGCCACUACAAGUUUGGCAUGAACAAGAAGGAGAUGGAGCAGGUGGAUACAGUGGUGGCAGCGAGGUACCAGCGGGUGUUGGCGGAGUGGAAGGCCUGCGAGGUGGUGGUGAGGCAGCGGGAGCGGGAGGCUCACCCAGCUACGCUCACCAAGUUCUCCUCAGGCAGCAGCAUCGACAGCCACGUGCAGCGCCUCAUCCACCGAGACUCCACCAUCAGCAAUGACGUGUUUGUCUCUGUGGAUGACCUGGAGCCUGCAAGGCCCCUGGGCCCCGAAGAUCCCAGACCAGAGCCUGAGCAGGGGGUGGGGGCCGGGCCCACUGGCACCACCAUGGUGGAGCAACAGUCGGUGGAGUUCGACUCUCCAGACUCAGGACUGCCUUCCUCCCGCAAUUACUCCGUGGCUUCGGGCAUCCAGUCAAGCAUAGAUGAGGGCCAGAGCAUGGGCUUUGAGGAGGAGGACGGCGGUGCGGAGGAAGGCUCUGACGGGCUGGUCCCUGCAGCCCAGGUCUCCAAGCCUCAGGACCCCAGCCAGGAGAAGGCCUCGCGGGCCGGCGAGCUGGAGGCCGGGGAGGAGCUCGCCGCCGUGUGUGCUGCUGCCUACACUAUAGAAUUACUGGACACCGUGGCCUUAAAUUUGCACCGCAUAGACAAGGAUGUGCAGCGAUGUGACCGCAACUACUGGUACUUCACACCCCCCAACCUGGAGCGGCUCAGAGACAUCAUGUGCAGCUACGUGUGGGAGCACUUGGACACGGGCUACGUGCAGGGCAUGUGCGACCUGCUGGCGCCUCUCCUGGUCGUCCUCGACAAUGACCAGCUGGCCUACAGCUGUUUCAGCCACCUCAUGAAGAGGAUGAGCCAGAACUUCCCCAACGGGGGUGCCAUGGACGCCCACUUUGCCAACAUGCGCUCCCUCAUCCAGAUCCUGGACUCAGAGCUGUUUGAACUGAUGCAUCAGAAUGGAGACUAUACCCACUUCUACUUCUGUUACCGCUGGUUCCUGCUGGAUUUUAAGAGAGAGCUGCCGUACGAGGAUGUGUUUGCUGUGUGGGAGGUGAUCUGGGCAGCCCGGCACAUCUCCUCGGAGCACUUUGUCCUGUUCAUCGCCCUGGCCCUGGUGGAGGCCUACCGAGAGAUCAUCCGUGACAACAACAUGGACUUCACUGACAUCAUCAAGUUCUUCAACGAGCGGGCUGAGCAUCACGACGCCCAGGAGAUCCUGCGGAUCGCCCGGGACCUCGUCCACAAGGUGCAGAUGCUCAUAGAGAACAAGUGAGGGCUGUGGCCGGGGGGGUCAGCAGCCCGCCAGAGCCUGGGCUCCAGGCCCCUUUGGUCCCACAGAGGGAGGUGCAGGGGCGGCACAGCCAAGACUGACCCAGCCCCCAGCUGAUCCACCUGCCCAACUGUAUUCCUAACAAAGCGCUUGUGAGCCUGGGAUCGGACUCCGGGCAGUGCUGGCCCUUCAGGGCGAGUCAGGGGCCAAGAUGCCCUCAGGUCAGGACCGGGAAGGGAGGGGUCAGCCUCAGGCAAUGGCUGCCAUGGGGGACACUUACCCUGCUCCCCUCUCAAACACCUGGGGAUAGUCCCACUGCCACUGGCAGCCCCAGCCUGGACAGCUCCCCAUGGCCUCUCCUGGGGCCCUGGAGAGUUAGGAGGGCUGUAGUUGCCUGGACCCUACCUGGGUGGGUCAAGAGGACUCUGUACUGUAUCUCUUCUGAGCGUCCCUCUGCAGGCCCCGUGCAUGUGCACACACCAGCCCCAGUUAGAGCAGCCAGAAGGGCUGCCAGUUUGGGUGUGUGCCCUGGGUGCAGGAGACCUGGGCUGCAUUCCAGGCCCUCCCCUGAGACUGCGGGACAGCCCAACAACAUGGGCCCUGGGUGGGAGCAGCCCACCUCAGCAGCACUGCCACUGCCUUUGGCCACCUGAGGUGACCCCAUGCACCGCACCCCCGGCCUGUACAGUGCACCCAUGUGUAUCUGUACAGUCCCACUCUUACCACCCUGCUCUUGCUUUAUGCAUUAGAUGCAUCCCCGAAAACUGUGUAUCAGUGAUGCUUUUGCCAGCAGAAUGACCUGGCCUGUGGCAGAAGCACUUGCUCUCCAGGCUGAUUCUUUAGGGAGGCAGUCCUGUCAUGGCCUCCUCUCAGGGACGGGCUCCAGAGCUUGGGGCAGCCCACUGCCUAUCCCAGGCAUCUACUGAGUCCCUGAGGUGGAGGGGAGGGUGCUUGGAUCUCCCCAGCUUGUCCUUGGUGAGAAGCAAGGCUAGCUCUUCCUUCCACAUGCUUCUCAGGACGCCAAGGACGCUAGGGACCCACAAACCCCCUUAGAGGAGCCUCACUCAUGGAGGUGGCUAGGAAGGGCCCAGCUCCUGACCCCAGACCUAGUCACACUGCUUGCUCUGUCAUCCCCACUUCCCGUCUCAUCAAUACAUGCAGGAUAGGCCUUGUUCUGGGGCCAGGAGGCCAUUCUGCCCUGGGGUUGGGCCUGCCCAGCUAUCACUAAGGUCUGGAGACUUCCUGCAUUUGAG